GAGAGAGACACAGAGAGAGAGGGGUGUGAGAGGUUGUUGCGUGCGUGCAUCAGCCUCGUUCAUAUCGCGCUCCGGGAACUCCGUGCCAGAGUGUGUGAGAGCGCGCGCGAGAGUGUGCAAGUGUGUGUAUGUGUGUGUUUGCAUGUGUGCGAGCGCGCGCGCUUUCUCCGUGCGUUCUCGGAGACACGGGAGCGCGUCUGAGAGCGGGACUAUACAUGGGAUUUAAAGCGCCGCGCUGCUGUCCGCGUGUGGAAGGCGCGUGCCGGAGGACAGAGCUGUUGUGAGGAGGGAUGGAAAUACCGGGAGAGGAGAGGAGCUCGAGCCCCUAACUGACACACACACACCGCACGCGGAGAGCCAACAUCACACACACCGUGAAAUACUAUGGAAAGAUAAGAGCUGCUGGAAGCUCGAGACGGAGACGGACCGGAGCUGAACACACACACAGAGGGAGAUGCACAGAGCCUGGAUUCUUCUGAUUGUGGUAGAAGAGGGCUUUGCUCUGGCACAAAGAAUCAGAGAGACUCAGAAUGAAGGUGGACCUCCGUCCAGGAAUGACCAAUGUGGCGUUUGGACCAAAACCAUCAGUGGAGGCCAAUUCAUGUCCCCCAACUACCCCAACACCUACCCCCCCAACAAGGAGUGCAUCUAUGUCCUCGAAGCGCUCCCUCGCCAGAGAAUCCAGCUGGUCUUUGACAAAAACUACUACAUCGAGCCCUCGUUCGAGUGCCGCUUUGAUCACCUGGAGAUAAGGGAUGGCCCCUUCGGCUUCUCUCCGCUCAUCGACCGCUACUGUGGGCCCAAAAGCCCCGGUGUGGUCACCUCCACUGGCCGCUUCAUGUGGAUUAAAUUCACCACCGAUGAGGAGCUGGAGGGCCUGGGGUUCCGCGUCAAAUACACCUACAUUGCAGACCCAGAUUUUAAGCUGCACGUGGGCGGACUCCUGAAUCCAAUCCCAGACUGCCAAUUUGAGGUCAGCGGCUCAGACGGCUUCGUGCGUUCCAGCCAGGUGGACGAGGAGGAGAAGGUUAAAGUCGGAGAAGCUCUGGACUGCAUCUGGACGAUCCGAGCGCCUCCUCAUUCCAAGAUAUACCUGCGCUUCCUGGAGUACCAGAUGGAGAACUCAAACGAGUGCAAGAGGAACUUUGUUGCCGUUUAUGACGGCAGCAGCGCCAUCGAGAACCUGAAGGCCAAGUUCUGCAGCACCGUGGCCAACGAUGUCAUGCUGGAGACCGGCGUGGGCGUGGUCCGCAUGUGGGCCGACGAAACCAGCCGGCUCAGCCGCUUCCGCAUGCUCUUCACCUCCUUCGUGGACCCUCCUUGCUCUGGCAACACCUUCUUCUGCCACAGCAACAUGUGCAUCAACAAUUCACUGGUGUGCAACGGCGUGCAGAACUGUGUGUACCCCUGGGAUGAGAACCACUGCAAGGAGAAGAAGUCUAAGGGCCUUUUCCACCAGAUCACCAAAACCCACGGCACUGUCAUCGGCAUCUCCUCCGGCGUGGUUCUGGUGCUGCUCAUCAUCUCCAUCCUGGUGCAGAUGAAGCAGCCCCGUAAGAAGGUGGUGGCGCGGCGCCCGGCCGUUUUCAACAAGGCCGGCUUCCAGGAGGUUUUCGACCCUCCGCACUACGAGCUCUUCUCGCUGCGGGACAAGGAGCUGUCCUCGGAUCUGGCCGAGCUCUCCGAGGAGCUGGAGAGCUUCCAUAAGCUGCGGCGUUCCUCCACCGUGUCCCGGUGCGUCCACGAGCAUCACUGCGGCGCUCAGGUGCCGUCCAGCGCCAAGCAGAGCCGCUCCACGCUGAGCUCCAUGGAGCUGUCCUACCACAACGACUUCUCCAAACCUCCUCCGCCCAUGAAGACCUUCAACAGCAGCAGCAGCGGCAGCGGCACCGGCAGCUACAAGAAAAGCUGCUACGGCUACAAACAGACUCACGAGUGCGCCGAGCAGGUCAUCGAAGACCGAGUGAUGGAGGAAAUCCCCUGCGAGAUUUACGUGAGGGGCGGGGCCACGGGGAGCAUCGGCAGCGGCUGCGGCAGCAUCAGCAUCCGUAACCACGGCAGCGUCGCGCGCAGCAACAGCGCCGCUGUGGCCGACCAGGGCCAGCGGUCCAUCUCCAUGGACUUCUGAAUGAUCGAGGGGGGACAAGCGGAGGAGAGGAGAGGGAAGGGAAGGAGCCUGACCUCCAUAGACUCAUUAUUAUUAUUAUUAUUAUUGUUAUUUUUGUCCUUAAUUUCUUUAUCGUUUAUGUUUAAAAACCCUGCCUUUCUGAUGUGAAAUGAAAGUGGUCCAUCUACCUAGACGAGUGAGGAAAAGGGAAACAGAGGGGAACCUUCACUUUGUCUUUCACUGCAAAAAGGUACCUUAGCGAGUGAAAUCAUCCUUAAUCCAGUCAAUAUAUCUAAUAAUGAGACCUCGCGAGACUCUUUUUAGACUAUUAUUGGAUUUAUUUCUAGACAUGUUUACUUCUGUUUUAAGUCAUUUCAGAAGUCGAUAAAGAGUGAAGAAGCCGUUUUAGCCAUUUUAGAGUGAAGUAGUUAUUCCAGGGGGUAAAAUUGGCUGAAUUUAACAUAUUUAAAAAAA
Colossoma macropomum (tambaqui) is the source of this 2581-nucleotide messenger RNA. RefSeq names its product neuropilin and tolloid-like protein 2. The transcript is spliced from 9 exons. NCBI's taxonomy places the organism in Eukaryota, Metazoa, Chordata, Actinopteri, Characiformes, Serrasalmidae. The record is from RefSeq and is a predicted model, not a curated record. Gene Ontology annotation, molecular function: protein binding. Bases 455 to 2128 code for a protein of 557 amino acids.